Tachysurus fulvidraco (yellow catfish) is the source of this 5520-nucleotide messenger RNA. It is a transcript of the gene smad3a, whose product is annotated as SMAD family member 3a. The transcript is spliced from 9 exons. Gene Ontology annotation, molecular function: I-SMAD binding; DNA-binding transcription factor activity, RNA polymerase II-specific; RNA polymerase II cis-regulatory region sequence-specific DNA binding. Gene Ontology annotation, biological process: SMAD protein signal transduction; regulation of transcription by RNA polymerase II; BMP signaling pathway. Gene Ontology annotation, cellular component: heteromeric SMAD protein complex. Bases 81 to 1358 code for a protein of 425 amino acids. NCBI's taxonomy places the organism in Eukaryota, Metazoa, Chordata, Actinopteri, Siluriformes, Bagridae. The record is from RefSeq and is a predicted model, not a curated record.
UUAUAAAACGACAGAGAGAGGGAGAGAGAGAGAGAGAGAGAGAGAGAGAGAGAGAGAGAGCCCAAUUUUUAAAGUUCACGAUGUCUAUUUUACCUUUUACUCCACCGAUCGUGAAAAGACUUUUGGGGUGGAAAAAGGGAGAGCAAAACAGCCAGGAGGAGAAAUGGUGCGAGAAGGCAGUUAAAAGCUUGGUGAAGAAGCUGAAGAAGACUGGACAGCUAGACGAACUGGAGAAAGCCAUCACCACCCAGAACGCAAACACCAAGUGUAUCACCAUCCCGAGGUCUCUUGACGGGAGGUUACAGGUGUCUCAUAGGAAAGGUCUCCCUCAUGUGAUCUACUGCCGGCUGUGGCGCUGGCCAGACCUUCAGUCUCACCACGAGCUGAGAGCCAUGGACCUGUGUGAGUUUGCUUUCCAUAUGAAGAAGGAUGAGGUGUGUGUGAACCCCUACCACUAUCAGCGGGUAGAAACGCCAGUUCUUCCACCAGUUCUCGUCCCUCGCCACACUGAGAUUCCCAGUGAGUUUCCUCUACUGGAUGACUACAGUCACUCCAUCCCUGAAAACACCAAUUUCCCUGCUGGCAUUGAGCCACCAAGCAACUACAUUGCAGAAACACCUCCUCCAGGUUACCUGAGUGAGGAUGGGGAGACCAGCGACUAUUCCCUGAACCCUAGCAUGGACACAGGAUCUCCAAGCCUUUCACCAAAUUCUUUAUCUCCACCACCGAGCACCUUAGACCUGCAACCUGUGACGUACUGUGAGCCAGCGUUCUGGUGCUCCAUAUCCUACUAUGAGCUGAACCAGCGGGUGGGGGAAAUCUUCCACGCAUCCCAGCCUUCUCUCACAGUAGACGGGUUUACUGAUCCAUCCAACUCGGAGCGUUUCUGCCUGGGCCUGCUAUCCAAUAUAAACCGCAAUGCUGCCGUGGAGCUUACACGCAGACACAUUGGCCGGGGAGUGCGUUUAUACUACAUAGGAGGUGAGGUGUUUGCUGAAUGUCUCAGUGACAGCGCUAUCUUUGUUCAGAGUCCCAACUGCAACCAGCGCUAUGGCUGGCACCCUGCCACCGUCUGCAAGAUCCCACCAGGCUGUAAUCUGAAGAUCUUCAAUAAUCAAGAGUUUGCUGCUCUUUUGGCCCAAUCUGUGAACCAAGGCUUUGAGGCUGUGUAUCAGCUGACCCGCAUGUGCACCAUCCGCAUGAGUUUUGUUAAGGGCUGGGGAGCUGAGUACAGGCGGCAGACGGUCACCAGCACCCCCUGCUGGAUAGAGCUGCACCUGAACGGACCCCUGCAGUGGCUGGAUAAGGUUCUCACCCAGAUGGGCUCUCCCUCCAUCCGCUGCUCCAGCGAGUCCUAGGAAAAUCCUCUUAUUAACGCUGCAGGAUGUAACCAAACCAAAACCUGAUACAUAUUCCUAUAGGAACUGAGAUCUUUAAAGCCAUGAGUCAAUAGGAAACUAGAGCUUUACAAAACCCACCCACUUUCAGUAGCACUUUCACACACGUUCAUCUCAGAGAGGAAGCGUGUAUUAAACAAUACAAAUUCUGCUUUGUCCAUAUCGUUUAUCGCUGACGUCCCGUUUAGCUUCUUGGAUUUUAGUGAACUGAAUUCGUUUGGUUGAUCAUGUGUACUGUAGAUUUCCCAUUGUUGUUUUUGAGUGUACAGUGAAAUAUUAAUGGAUUUUUAUACAUUUUAGUUAAAGUUGUACUUGUCUAUAUUUUGGUUAAAUUACUUUGAACAAAGUAACAGAAGAAAACUCAUUAUGUAGUAUAUUCUAGAUGUUAAUGUGAGAUCAUGAGCUCUUUAAGAACUGUCAGAGGCUUCGUUUUGUCAGCUGCAUGCUUGCCAUUUGAUUUCAUCUUUACUGGGUUUUUUUUUUUUCCAAGAAGUGGAACUGAGCACAUUCACCAAGUCAUUUAAAAAAGGAACCCUCACCAUCUAUAGCCAUAAUUCCUCAGUGCCUUGCGAUGCAAAAGUGAAACGAACAUUAAUUGUUAAAGGCAUUUUUUCAACCUAAUGUCUGUUCACCACAUCUGAAGCGUAGGUGUGGUUACUAAAGAUGAGAAUUUCAGCACGUCUCACUGAAGCGAGUAAAAAAACGAAACCCUGUUUACUCAAAACUCACCUUUGAUGCAGGUCCAACGACAGGUGUUGUGGUAAGUAAACGGUUGUGCGUGGUGGAACAGUUGCACAAUCUCCUCACUCAAAAGGCAGAUAGUGUUUAAGUUAUUAGACUCCUGACAUGUAUUGCUUGUAUGCGAAUGUAUUGUUUGUCUCAUCCCAAGAUCUACAUUCUUAGCAUGGAACAAGUUGUUAUACUGUAUUACUGUUGUGCAUUGCAAGGUAUUAUAGAAUUUUGUGUAAAAGUUUAAUAUAGCUAAAUAUUUAAAAAAGGUUAUUAAUCUGGAAACACCCAUCAUGGCCAUGGAAAAUAGCCAAAAAAAAAGGGAAAAUAGCAUCAAAAUUGUUUUAAUGCUUGUAACAUGAUUUGACAUCUUUACUCAUCAUUGACAUCGAAAUUAUAAUAUUUUAAUCAGAGCACAAUAUUAUAUUGGACGGGAAGUCAGUCUUAACUUUUUAAAGCAUCGCAAGCAUCCGUGAUUUCUUCACACAAUCAGUUCACACUCUGGUUAGACGUUCGAUAGCUACAGAACAUGCUGUAGUAAAUAAGACAAGAAUAGUCGACUGGGUCUGUAACCAGAUAUCGGCUGUCAAAACACAGAUGAAGUGACGCUCUGUGACGUGGACUUUGCAAACAUUUGCUUGUGGUUGAGGUGAAUGUAAAAGAGAAGGAGAAUCACGUAUUAAAGAUAAAUAGAAUAUUUCAUAUUAAGGGUUUUCCCAAGGUUAUUAGACCUUUAUAAGGGAUUUUUUUUCACAUUACAGAGGAAUGUCUGGAAGUUUAUUGUGGAAAUCUCACAUACGCCUCACCUAAAGUUGAUAAAGAUGCGGUUUUGAAAGUUUCCCUUAAGCAUUAUUGGAACACUGUACAGCCAUUUAGGCUCGGCAUCGCUAUAAGAAUUCACACCGCAACAUAUUUUUUGCGGCAUUAAGCAAACAGAAUGAUGGUGGGUGGAGGGGGAAGGGUGUCACUGUAGAUUACUGACGGAUGAAAGGUUGUUAUUACUCCUGUGGUACAGCCUCACAUCAGUGUUUUUAAUCUGUCUACAUGGAGCCAUGCCAAGUCUCGCACAGUGCAUGUGUGUGUUCUCUUAAGAUGUGCUUAUGGGAGCUGUUUAAUCUGUGUGCCAGCUGUCUCUGCUGUGUGUCUGUAUGUGUCUGGCCAGGCUCCUGGUGAGUUCAGAUAUCCCCGUCUGUAAGGAACAGUUGACACUCAGCCCUCCUUCCUGUGUGUGAUAGGUGUGUGUAACCGAUAUCCGUGCUUAAGCUCUGAGAUUGUGCGAGUCUGUUCUAUAUUUGCAGCAGGAAUUCAGAGCAAGUCCCAGGGAGUUUUGUAGACAACAAAUAAAACUGUAGUUCCAUUGACUAGGUUAAAAAUCAUCUCAGAUGUCAUUUGACAGCUUGGUAUAGAAGCUCACAUUGCUUCUCUUUCAACAUAGAUUGAAUUUGAUUUCACUUCUUUUGUCACUUGUACAGAAAGACAAAUCACCUCCUUAUUAUUCAGAUUUGAGCUAUAGGUUCUCGUUGCUUUGUACAUGCAUGAUAAAUAGAGUUGAUUCCUCUCAAACUCACCUCAGUAUAUAGUUAUUUGCCCUACAAGGUGCUGUUAUAUAUUACUCCAUAAGCUUAAUUAUAAUUUACACAUUUGGAAGUGUUUUAACAGUAGCUGUGUCAGUCUUUGACAGUAUUUAUUCUACCACACCAGUAGUUACGGUAAGCCUAUGAAACUACAGCAACAAACUCUAAACUAUUACAGACUGCGCCAAUGCUGUUGUGUCGGUUUAGAGACAGGACAAAUUCCAAACACCGACGAUCGCAUAUACACAUUUUUUUAUUUUGUGAAGUGCAUUUUAACACACACACACACACACACACACACACACACACACACACACACACACACACUCCCCGUAACAACAUUUUGAAAAAUAAUUUCUAUAUUAAAAGAUUUUUACACAUUCAAUAUGAAACAAAAUGAAUGAAAGUGUAUCUGUUGGUAUAUGUUUGUAUAUACUCAGGUACAUUUAUUUAUAUUCUGAAAGUUAUUUCAACCAAACAAAGUUAAAAGUGUGUGGCUUUGGUAAAGAUCUGUCACAAAAGCAGCAGUUCAAGCUUUCAGUUAUGUACAAGCAUGCAUGUAUAGGUACUGUAUACUCACACUCCUCCUGAAACAGCUUCGUUUAGAGAUUGCCUUUGUAUGAAUUUUCUACUCUUGGCACUAAUCGGUUCAUGAUUCCCGAAUAGUUUGUAAGUACUGUAUUCAGUAGCCUUGUAGAUUAAAGCAUGCAUGUUUUCAGAGUUUGAUAAAAUUUCUUGCCAAGUACUAUUUUGAUAACAGUUUCUUCAGGGUGGGGAGAGUUAAAAAAUGCUGCCAGAUUUAUUUUUGGACAGCCAUGUAUUUUUAUACUAUCGACAGAACAAGGGAGAGGGCAGUAAAAAGGAAACAUUUGUGAGAAUGCGUAUAGUGGUUUUGCUUUGUUUUUUUCUUUUAAGCAAAGGCUGUAAAAUCUAGACAAAUUUCGAGAUUUCAAGAGAUGAUUCAGAUAUUAGAGCAAAGUCUGUGCACAAAUUAUACAAAUCUCUUAUGUGAAGACCAUAGUUUAAAUUUAAAGCUCAAAUGCAUUGUAGAGCAUUGUGAUAAUGAUGAUGGGUAGAGGGAGUGUGUUUAAAAUGAAAGGUUGUUAUUACUCUUGUAGUACACCUAGGCAUUUGUGUGUUUAUUUAUCACAUGGGCCCAUGCCAUGUGUCCCACAUACCGUGUGAGAUCUUUAGUAAAUAAUAUUUCAAAAUGAUUGUUAUUGGAGAAAUUUGCAUUGCUGAAUUUUCCCAUUGGGAUGAAUAAAGUAUCAUUCUAAUCUAAUCUAAUCUAAUCUAAUUGCAGGAUUUUUGAGUUUUAUUUUGGAAACAUCUUUAACAAUCAACUUCCCAGCAACAUAUAUAGAAAGUAAACUUUACAUGUUUGAUUUUUAUUCCAUGCUUUAGACAUUCAUGCUAUAUUAAAUAAUAGUAUGUAUUGUUAUGAUAAACAGUAAUCAUUUGUGAUUAUUUAUAGCAAUUCUAUCCUGCUAUUUGUAUUCAAGGAGAAUGGAUUAACAAUCCUAGUAAACAACAAUGAAAGAUUUUUCAUCCUUGAGAAAAGUUUAGCCAUUUUAUUUGAAGUUUAUCAGCAAAUUGUUGAUUUAACUUUAAGUAGUGUGCAUUAUUGUGCUUGUAAUAUGUUGAUUGUUUUAAUGGUCUCAUUCUGUGACAUUGUGCUUAGCUGUGCUUAUGCUUUAAAUGUCUUUCUUUUUCUAUAAAGAUAUAUAUAUAUAUAUAUAUAGAUAUAUAUAAGUGCGAAAAUAAAUGUCAUUGUAUUUGUUAUUAAUGUACUUUUAAUAAAAAAGAUAUAUCUCAAAUUG